AGGAGGCUCCCGGAAGUGGAAGGCGGGAGGGAGCGUGUGAGAGGGAGCUGCUUGUCUGCGGGGCCCCAAUGGCUUCCGCGGCCGCGCUCUUGGUGCUCGUGCUCCUCGCCCCGGGGCCCGGGCUGGGCGGAGCCUUGGCCGAAGACGGCGACUGGGUCAAGCUGCCCAAUAAGUGCGAAGUGUGCAAGUAUGUGGCUUUAGAACUGAAGUCCUCUUUUGAUGAAACUGGCAAGACCAAGGAGGUGAUCGACACAAAGUACGGCUUUUUGGAUGGCAAGCAAUCCAAAAUCAAGUACACAAAAUCGGACAUUCGCCUGAUUGAAGUGACAGAAAAUAUUUGUCAGAGGCUUUUGGGGUAUAAUCUGCACAAAGAGAGAACAGGAAGCAACAGAUUUGCAAAGGGCAUGUCUGAGACAUUUGAAACUCUUCAUAAUUUGGUGCACAAAGGAGUCAAAGUAGUGAUGGACAUCCCUUAUGAAUUGUGGAACGAGACCUCAGCAGAAGUGGCUGAUCUGAAGAAACAGUGUGAGAUAAUGGUGGAAGAAUAUGAAGAUGUGAUUGAAGACUGGUACAGAAACCAUCAGGAAGAAGACAUCUCCCAGUUCCUUUGUGCAAAUCAUGUCUUGAAGGGAAAGGAUACAAGCUGCCUUGCAGAAAAAUGGACUGGCAAGAAAGGUGACUUGGCAAGUUCAGGACAGAAAGCAAAGAAGAAAGCAAAGAAAAAGGAAGGCAAGGGCAAAAAGUCAGGCAAGAGCAAAAAGAGCCACAAGGAUGAGGCAGAACAAGAGAAGGUGAAGCCAAGUGCCAAAGAGGAGGGACCUGACCGAACUGAGGAGGAUGAAGAAGUCAUUCAGAAGGCAGCCCCACUGUCACACACCACUGAUGAGCUAUAGGUUCUUGACAGAGACAUUCUGCCCAUGCUUCCCUUGUGGACUCUUGAAAGACUUUAUUGGGCCAGAUGACUAUGCUUGAGCCCCUUGGAGAUAUGAGAUUGAGCUUCUCGCUUCCUGAGGGAAAGUGCAAAUCUGUCUUUGAAGGUCACUUGAACUUGAGUUAUCCAGUGUUAAUUGUACCUCAUUGCAGGUGAAGAGUAGAUAAAACCCAGGUACCCUUUUGCAUCCUUGGAAGAGAGAAUGAGAAGGGCUGGUUACCUUGCCUGGUGUCUAACCUUCAAUAGCUGAGCCUGCUGCUUGUGUUGAUUUCUCCCCAUUACCUUCUGUGGCUUUGACUUACAAAAAACAACUGGAGAGAAGAGUAAAAGGGGAAGUAUAAACUGUAAGAUCAGCCCUGUGCAGUUUGCUUUAGACACAACGGUAGCCAAGGUAUCUCUCAUCAACCAAGUGGGCUCUAACACUUUAGUUCUCUUAAGUAACUUCCUCGGAAGGCGGAUCCAACACUUCAUCUGUAUCACUGAGUUUGUUGAGAGAGAAGUGGAAGUGGAAUUAAGAAUGCUGCGCUUUUGCCGUGAAACUCCUUUUUAAAAAGCUCUCUUCUUCCCUUAAGGUCAGGAAGAUAUUUGGAGAUGUCUAUGAAUUUCUUCCCCACCCCGCUUUUACCGUCUGUUGCUGCCUCCUAAAAGACUGUAAAUAAAUGGAAAGCUUUUUUGCA
Anolis carolinensis (green anole) is the source of this 1608-nucleotide messenger RNA. RefSeq names its product canopy FGF signaling regulator 3 (gene cnpy3). NCBI's taxonomy places the organism in Eukaryota, Metazoa, Chordata, Lepidosauria, Squamata, Anolidae. The record is from RefSeq and is a predicted model, not a curated record. The coding region runs from base 69 to 893 and encodes 274 amino acids. The transcript has 6 exons.